Molecule: messenger RNA, 1959 nt
Organism: Herpailurus yagouaroundi (jaguarundi)
Lineage: Eukaryota; Metazoa; Chordata; Mammalia; Carnivora; Felidae
Gene: TMEM86A
Product: transmembrane protein 86A
Exons: 3
Coding region: 118-840 (240 amino acids)
Cellular component (GO): membrane
Molecular function (GO): hydrolase activity
Source: RefSeq, a predicted model, not a curated record
UCCGUCACCCCGGGCUUUGUUACGUCUUCGCCUACUCACCUGGCCGCGGGCGCGUCCUGGCCGCUGCAGCCCGGAGCGGGAGUGCCAGCCGCUGCCGCCGCCGCCGCCGCCGCCGCCAUGGUGUCCCCAGUCACUGUGGUGAAGAGUGAGGGACCCAAGCUGGUGCCCUUCUUCAAGGCCACCUGCGUGUAUUUUGUGCUCUGGCUGCCCUCGUCCAGCCCAUCGUGGGUCAGCGCCCUCAUCAAGUGCCUGCCCAUCUUCUGCCUCUGGCUCUUCCUUCUGGCCCAUGGCCUAGGAUUCCUGCUGACCCACCCCAGUGCCACCCGCAUCUUUGUGGGGCUCGUCUUCUCCGCUCUAGGUGAUGCCUUCCUCAUCUGGCAAGACCAGGGCUACUUUGUGCACGGUCUGCUGAUGUUUGCUGUGACCCACAUGCUCUACGCCUCGGCCUUUGGCAUGCGGCCACUGGCUCUUCGGACAGGUCUGGUGAUGGCAGUGCUGUCGGGCCUGUGCUAUGCUCUUCUCUACCCAGGCCUCUCAGGUGCCUUCACCUACCUGGUGGGGGUCUAUGUGGCCCUUAUCAGUUUCAUGGGCUGGCGGGCUAUGGCAGGACUACGGCUGGUUGGGGCAGCCUGGCGCUGGACUGAGCUGGCAGCAGGCAGUGGUGCACUGCUCUUUAUCAUCUCAGACCUGACCAUCGCCCUCAACAAGUUCUGCUUCCCUGUGCCCUACUCGCGGGCACUCAUCAUGUCCACCUACUAUGCUGCCCAGAUGCUCAUCGCCUUGUCAGCUGUUGAGAGCCGGGAGCCAGUGGAAGACUACAGACUGAGCAAGGCCAAUUGAGAAGCCAGGGUGUGGUUACCCCUCUCUCCUCCUGGGGGAGGGGUCCAGAACCUGCAAGAACUGAGUCAGGAUGGCUGCAGGACUGACCUGGAGAGUAGAUACCACUGGGGAAAUGUACACGUUUGAAGGGGGGUAAGCAGGAAAAGGAUCUCUCUAGCAAAGUUGGUGUUCCAGAACAAUGCUUACAGAUAAAAAGAGCCAGCCUAAUUCUCCUUGCUGGAGCCAGAAUUAGACAUCUCCCCACCUCUAACCCCAUAGGGGCUGUCAAAGCCCCUCCAGAGGGCAAUGGUGCUCAGCGUCUUGACCUCCCCCCGCUUCUAGAUGGAAGAGUCUGACUCACCCCACUCCCAUUCUUUCUGAUCUGCACAAGAGUCCAGUGAAGAGGGGAGAAAUCUGACCUGAGAUGACCCAAACCCAGGGCUUGAAACCCGUUUCACAGGCCCCUAGGUGGGAAGACUGGAUGAGAAUGGCAUCUUUCUUUCCCUCAUCUAUCCUUGUUACUUGAACUAUCUCCGUUUCUAAGUGGUGGGUGGGAAGGUGAAGGGGUGUCUGCCCAGGUGGGGAAGACUGGGGACUUCACUGGCCUAGGAGCUUGGGCUAUCAAUGAUUCAAGUUGGUCCCAUCUCUCUCAGAGGCCAGUCCAGAGCUCAGGCCCACCACCACCACCGCCACCUUUAGACCCUAUCCCCAGGGUUAGGGUGAACUAUACCAAAGGAAGGGGCCAGCCUGUAUGUGUGUCUGUGCGUGUGAAUUUCUGUGUGUGUGUGUGUGUGUGUGUGUGUGUGUGUGUGUGUGUGUGGUCUGUCUCCCAGACUGUCUGGGUCUUUCUGUGCCAUCUGUCUCUGUCCUGCUGUCUAAGUCUUAUAGGGAGAGGGCCUCAGGGAGUUGCUGAGGGGGUGCCGAGCCUGGCUUAGAGAGCUGGGACCCCAUCCCACCACCAUCAGUGCUUUUUUCUCUGCCCCUUCUGCACUGGGAGCAAGAGGAGAGGGCUCCAAUGGCAUUCUAGGGUCAUAAGACCUAAGGCACAUUCAAUGCAAAAGGAGCAAGGAUGGGACAACGCCAUCCUUUGCUGUUCAUGUGAAAAAAAUAAAAACCAAGGGCCACUGGCUGCUCUGCUUG